Molecule: messenger RNA, 474 nt
Organism: Strongylus vulgaris
Lineage: Eukaryota; Metazoa; Nematoda; Chromadorea; Rhabditida; Strongylidae
Source: the annotation of a GenBank genome assembly
AUGGAGGCACUGAAGAUAUCAGGAAUUUGCCCUGCACCUGUUGCUUCGCCAUUUGGAGAGGUCACAUUUUCUGAAACAUCGAGCUUUUCAUCAUCGAGGUUUUCCAGUAGGGACAGCCGCGGCCUUACGCUGUAUUAUAGGCAGGCACUUAGCAGGCCCUUUCCUUCGCCACCUGCACUCGUGGCGCUUUUCGACCACUUUUGGGAAAAUGCACUAACGAUAGAGAACAUGCCCCUGAACUGCCUCCCAUUAGCUCCUCCCGCAAACGGCAGAGUAAUAGUUUUGAAAGAAGCGUUACAAAUUACAUACAUUCAAUCUGGAAAGCUCGACAACUUUGAAGUAGGAGCAACAGCUUUGCUCUACUGCCUCGAGUCAUUCGUCGUCACAGGGCAGGCAACAGCUGCUUGUGCCAAAGAUGGUUGGCAGCCUUCUAGUUGCUUAGGAAAAUGUGACACAAUUCUUCAAAACAUCUAA